Messenger RNA from Naegleria fowleri, 741 nucleotides. RefSeq lists its product as uncharacterized. The record is from RefSeq and is a predicted model, not a curated record. Lineage: Eukaryota; Heterolobosea; Eutetramitea; Acrasida; Naegleriidae. Bases 1 to 741 code for a protein of 246 amino acids. The transcript has a single exon.
AUGGCAAUCAUCAAAAAUCAAAGAACCAACACGGCGGCAAGACCAGCUCAAACACCAUCUAUUUCAUCACCAGCUCCAUCAUCGUCCAAUGAAAAACCUCUCCGACAUGUCGCCUCUGGAGCGGUUGCAGCCAAGAAACCUCCUGCAUCAUCAAAACUAACAACGACCAUUCUUGUUAAACAAGAGAACAACGUCAAGACACAAUCAUCAUCAUCCACCAAAGCCUGCAAAUCCAACAAAACCAACACAACCAAACAACCCAACAAUACUACUGAUCAUGUGAAUUCAAUGAAUGUGGACACUAGUAAUGAUGUUGUUGACAUCUCCAUCAACGUGAUACGACCUUUGAAUGCACCAAGGUCUGAAGCAAUUCAGCAAAAAUUCACAACCAACAAACAACAACAAUCCAUAACUGGAUCAUCUUCUAUAAUAUCACCACCACAUGCCAACUCUUCGAUCCACUCCACCACAAGAUCUCCAUUGAAAAGACUCAUUUCACAACUCUCCCGAAUCAUCCCCUCAUCAUCAGAUUCUUUAUCCACCAUCUUGAAUGAAAUUGAUCAAUAUUUGGAAGAAUCUGAAUUUUCAACCUCUUCAUCACUCGUCAAGUUCUUUUUUGACAUGAUACAAUCCGAAGAUGUGGAAGCAGUGGUGAGAGCCUUUCAAUACUUGAUACUUGAAGAAUAUUUCUACACAUGCAAGCAAGAAGAGUCGAAUAGAUCCUCCCAAUGCUUAUUAUGA